AGGGAAGUAUUGGUUCAUCAUUUUCGCGCACAGUUUGAAAAUGGCGGACGUGUCUUAUAUCUGAGAGUCAGUGGAACAAAAAAACUCCCGCAAAUUGUGAGAAAUGCUUUGAUCUGCUUAAUAUUGCUUGGACAAGAUGCCUGUUAGGACCAGGGCUGGGAAUUCUAGACGAAGGGUACCAAAGGAGCUAAACGGAGUUAGCCAUUCUGCAAAUGAGUCGCCUCAACAUCACAUAGACGACAACAACAAUCUAAACAAACUCCUUCCGCUACCAGAACUAUCCCGCCUGCACGCUUCAUUAACCAUCGCGAUCGUCUCUCUACUUUGCUACUGGAAUUCUUGUAAUGGAGACUUUGUCUUUGACGAUUCAGAAGCAAUUUUAAAUAACAAAGACCUUCGUCCCGAGGCACCUAUAUGGACGUUGUUUAUUCAUGAUUUCUGGGGUGGUAAGCUUGAUUCAAACGAAAGCCACAAGAGCUACCGUCCAUUAACAGUGCUAACUUUCAGACUAAAUUACUGGCUCGCCAAUGGCUACCACCCUUGGGGUUUUCAUUUUGUCAAUGUGGUAUUGCACGCCGUUGUUUCUAUGUUAUCUUUACGGAUUUAUGCGGUGUUUUUCGAAGAUCGUGUUCGAAUGAAGACCGGUCAAGUUUCGCAAGCAAGUUUUCUGUGUUCUCUGAUAUUUGCGGUGCACCCAGUUCAUACGGAAAGCGUGGCUGGUGUAGUUGGCCGUGCUGAUCUCUUGUGUGCUUUGUUCUUCUUUCUAUCUUUUCUAUGCUAUGUGAAAUGUUGUUCUGCUUCUGCAGAUGAGCCCAUUCAGAGUUCUUUAAACUACUUGUUGCUAAGUGUUGUACUCUGCGCUGUUGCUAUGCUGUGUAAGGAACAAGGGAUCACUGCUCUGGGAAUUUGCUGUGCAUACGACCUUAUCAUCGUCUGCAAGGUGGAUAUAGUUAGAGUACUCCAGAAUGCCUUCAGGAAAAAAAAGCCACUGCCAACUGAGCAGCAAGAAGAUAUAUCUUGGAUGAGAGGGCUGUUCUACCGUCAGUUUGCCCUGGUGUUGACUGGUGUCUCGCUACUUAUUGCUCGUUGGCAAAUAAUGGGUUCUGCACCACCUCGAUUCCAAGUCUCUGACAAUCCUGCGUCGUUCGAGAAGAGUUUGCUUUCUAGGUUCAUCAACUACAACUAUAUCUACUCGAUAAACAUCUGGCUCCUUGUUCACCCGUGGUGGCUGUGUUUUGAUUGGUCCAUGGGCUGCAUCCCACUGAUACAGAGCGCUAAGGACGUCAGGAUUCUCGCAGUGCUUGCCAUGUGGGUGUCGCUGGGCGGGCUGAUGCUCUACUGCUUUUUUGGGAAAGAUCUUUAUUUUAGAAGGCUGCUAACAAUUGGUCUGGCGUUUCUAAUAGUCCCGUUUCUUCCCGCGAGUAAUUUCUUUUUUCGGGUCGGGUUUGUGGUCGCAGAGCGCGUACUAUACUUGUCCAGUGUUGGGAGCUGUCUCAUUGUGGUAUUAGGCGCGGUGGCCAUCAGCCGCAAACCUCCAAUGAGAAAGGCUCUGUCAGUAGCCGUCAGUGCUGUCCUGUUGUUUUACUCGAUCAGGACUGUUCAGAGAACAUCAGAAUGGCUGACUGAAGAGAAGUUAUUUACUAGCGGUCAAGCAGUUUGUCCUUUGAAUGCAAAGGUUCAUUACAAUAUCGGCAAAGUACGCUCGACUCAACAACGAGAUGAAGAAGCCCUUGCUUACUACAGAGAAGCAGUCAGACUCAACCCAACAUACAGCGACGCGUUGAAUAACUUGGGGAACUUGCUAAAGGAGAAAGGUGAAAUAUCUGAAGCUGAGAAGUUGUUGGAGAGAGCUGUUGAUUCGAGCAAAGCUUUCGCCGCUGGUUGGAUGAAUCUAGGGACUGUGAAAGCCGCAUUGAACAAAAUGCAGGAAGCAGAGACGUGUUAUAAAAAUGCCAUUCGCUAUAGAAAGAAGUAUCCUGAUGCGUUCUUCAACCUCGGAAACCUGUAUAUUGACUGGAACAGGGAUGCGGAGGCGGUUGCAGCGUUUAGAAAAGCAGUGAAGCUGAAGAGCGACCACGUUGGCGCAUGGAUGAAUCACAUAUUACUGCUGGAUAAGACAGAUAAAAGAACUGAAGGAAUAGAGUUGGCAUACGAGGCUUUGAAGCACAUCCCGGAUGAAUCCUCGAUACAUUUUAACCUGGGAAAUAUGCUGGGGCAGGAAAAGAGAUUCAAGGAGGCCGAAAAGCACUUCCUUAGAGCGCUGGAGUUAAAUCCUGUACAGCCUGAAAUUCGUGGAAACUUAGGUGUUUUAUAUCAUCGCUGGGGCAAGCUGAACGAAGCAGAGAAGUGUUAUAUGGAAGCCCUAGCUGCUGAUCCUCAAAGCGCUAACAUACGCGAAAAUCUCGAAAAACUCAAAAGAACUAAACGCAACAUAAGUAAUGGGUUUUGACAAGGUUCUGAGGUAUAAGAGAUAUCUGGAUCUAACGCAUCCCGCGCAAAGAAUCAGCUUGAGUGAGUUAUCCUUUGAACAAAGGGACCUAACGAGCUAACGGUGGGUGUUUCGAUGGGUGUGAUACUACGCGAUCAGAUCACGGGUGUGUCAAAAGCGUCAUAUAUGGAAGUGUCCGUACAAUCCCGUGGCCAAGUUAGAAAAAGGUAUCACCGAGGCAAAAACACUAUCCCUAUAAAAUAUGAUCAACAGGUCAAACAGAAAAUGCCAUGCACGAAAAUGUAACUAAUACAUCAGUUAUAUUUGGGUGUUAUGCCUGAUGCAAAUGACUCAAUUCGCCUCAUGAUAGCUGUAAGCGAUAUGUAAGGGUGCAAUAAGGGCUAUUUCUGACAAGCGGGGCGAUCGAGCAAACUAUGCCUUUUUUGCGCUAAGAAAUCACGUGACUGUUUGUUUUUCACGUGACCAGUCGUUUUCUGGUGUGACUGGCGCAGUAAUUUCUGAAUUUUUGUUUGUAUGAUUAUUUUGUUUUGAAUUUGCCACCAAGAAAGGUCAUGCGAUCUCUUAGCGCAAGUCCCCUUCUCUUCUCGGCUAACCAGAGCUCGUAAUUUACGAGCGUUGUUGUAUAAUUAUGUGUCGUAAUCAGCUUAUCACAGAGUAAGAGAUAAGGCUAAAGGAAUAGAACAGGGCUGUCUGACAGCAGUGAGAAUAUAACAGUGUGAUAAAUAAUUGAAUAACGUGUAACGAGAAUGAGGUUUUAAUUAAGUUUGGUAAUAAAUUUAGCUAACAAAUUGUAAAAUAUCAUAAAACGUUAAGAUAUCAUUCAUCUGUUAUAUUACGAGAAGAAAAGUAAACCACAAUCUCAAAUUUAA
This is a messenger RNA of Nematostella vectensis (starlet sea anemone), 3318 nucleotides long. Its product is annotated as protein O-mannosyl-transferase TMTC4. The transcript is spliced from 18 exons. Gene Ontology annotation, cellular component: endoplasmic reticulum. The coding region runs from base 137 to 2449 and encodes 770 amino acids. NCBI's taxonomy places the organism in Eukaryota, Metazoa, Cnidaria, Anthozoa, Actiniaria, Edwardsiidae. The record is from RefSeq and is a predicted model, not a curated record. Gene Ontology annotation, molecular function: mannosyltransferase activity; protein binding. Gene Ontology annotation, biological process: protein O-linked glycosylation via mannose; endoplasmic reticulum unfolded protein response.